Molecule: messenger RNA, 3982 nt
Organism: Lingula anatina
Lineage: Eukaryota; Metazoa; Brachiopoda; Lingulata; Lingulida; Lingulidae
Biological process (GO): mitotic spindle organization
Cellular component (GO): cytoplasm
Source: RefSeq, a predicted model, not a curated record
CUGUUGGCAAUCUCUCUCAAGAUCAAAGAAAUAAAGUGAAAGUUAAAUUUCUUAAGUUGACAAAAUCAAAUUAGUGUUUAAACCACAAGGAAGAAAUGCAAGAAAGUAAAUAUAUAAGAAGAACCAAAUUUUGUACAAAUUAAGUCGCAGCCCCUUACCUUUUUCUGCAUGAUAAAGAGAGUGCACUUUUUGUCUACCUGAGACAUGAGUAAUUGAGUACACCUGUGCAAAAGUCAGAAGUGCAAGAUGGAAGUACAACAACAAAAUACCUGGAUGCUAAUAAUACAGGGAGAAAGAAAAACCACAUUACAUGGAAAAUCCUCCUAGAUAACCAUGCCAAGUUUUGCUAAAAACUCUGCAUGAUAUCCAAACAUAACUCUGCUGUUGCCCUUCUGCUUGUUCUGGUAUUUAGCAAUAUUAAGUUCCUCAGAGUAUACUGCGCAGAGGGAGUAAGAAGAUUAUUUUGCUUGGAUUUCAAAGCUUGAUGUAGAUAAACAUGAUUCUUGAAAUCACGCCUAGUUAAAUUGGCAUCAUGGGUGCUGAGAACAGCAAAGAAACGGUUGGAAAAAGUGAAAAAGUUAAACCAGAGAAGUCUGUGAAAGUUAAACCGGAGAAGUUUGAAGCUGAGAAACCCGUUCACUUUGAGACUCCAUCGGUGGCCAAGUUGCCUGUUGAGACGCCGCCUCAGACUCCAGGGAAGCAAGUGACCCCCACACGCUAUGAGGAUAUUCGUGUUUUGGAUGAAAACGAGUGUUGGCUUGAGCGUACUGCAGUAGUGACAAAAGCAGACCACGAAGAAUACAUCAAGCUAGCUAAGGAAUUUGUUGAUGAACUGAUUGCAAAUUUGCCUAUCCUACAAGUGAGGGAGGAGCAUAUUACUGAGAACCAACCACCACCUCAGCCCAAAGAGGAAGUCUCCGAGGAGGCAAAGGAGGAGCAGGAGGACGCUAAAGAUACAAGUGCCCAGGAGUUCUUUGAUGCAGAGGAGGGCCUUGUAGACACUCCCAACAACGUAUCAUCCUCAGGAUCACGAGAGCCAGUUGCUGAACAAGGUACUGCUACAGGGGAGGCUGUAUUGUCUGAAGGGGAUGUCCAGAAACCUCAACCUACAUCUCUAGUACAGGAGCCAGAAGAGUUUCAAGAUACUGUGGAACCUAAGGAAGAAAAGGAAGAGAAGAUGAAUGACACAGGAGAAACGUCCCCCAUACCUAUUCCUAAAGGAUCGUAUAAUUACAAUUUCGAUGAUUUUGAUGAAAACACUGAUCCUUUUGCUUGUAAGAAAGGGCUUGCCAUGUCCCCACCAAAGACUGGGGGAGAUGCCAUUUUCAAUUCAGGGAACGAAGGGGUGGAUGAUAAUAUAGAUCCUUUUAAGACCAAGUCGAAAAUGAAAAUGUCCCCACCCAAAGGUGGAGAUUUUGACGAAAAUAUCAACCCUUUCCAGACCAAAUCAAAGGUUGCAAUGUCACCGCCCAAACAUGAUGACUUUGAUGAAAAUAUGGACCCUUUCAAAACAAAGUCCAAUAUGGCACAAUCCCCACCUAAAACAGGAGACUUUGGUGAAGAUAUUGACCCUUUCCAAACCAAAUCAAAGGUAGCAAUGUCACCACCCAAACAUGAUGACUUUGAUGAAAACAUUGACCCAUUCAAAACGAAGUCCAAAAUGGCAAACUCCCCUCCAAAAGAGGAACAUUUUGAUGAAAAUAUCGACCCUUUUCAAACCAAGUCCAAAGUGGGGCAGUCACCACCCAAGAGUGAAAACUUCGAUGACAAUAUUGAUCCUUUUAAAACUAAGACUAAAGUAGCUCAGUCACCUCCAAACAAUAUGGGGUUUGAUGAGAAUGUCAACCCUUUUGAGACGAAGACUCAGUUGGCAAACUCGCCACCAAAGUCCUUGCAGGUGGACAACAGCGUAAAUAUGAAUGGAAGUUAUACUACUGAUUUGAAGGACAACAAUGGUCAGGACAAAGUUGAACCAGAGAUGAACAAGGAGCAGAAGAAAACACAAAAAAAGAAAAGCAGUCCUACAAAACAAGCGCCAAAGAAAUUCAAGCGACCAGUUGGGCAGAUUAAAAAGGAUCCCUUUGAUAGUGAUAUUGAGAUAUUUGCACCUAAGGCACCGUCAGCAGCACCACAGGAGGAGUCCAAUAAUAACAAUGUGACCAAACCUGAAUCUCAUUGUGACUCUGGCGACACAACUUCAGCCAGUGACUCUGUUGCACAAAAGGAUUUAACGGACAGUGUUUCUAGGGAAUUGGAGCAGAUAGUCGAUCAGAAAGGAGAUAAUAUAUUUGAGGCUCAGCAAGCCGGCCAGGAAACGGAGCUGACGGAAGAGGAGACGUUCAAGCCUGCAGAUGAAGUGUUCAAUGACCCGCUGGCAUUGGACAUGCUAGAAAAGUUUGGUGGGAGAGGCGAUUUGAAAGAAAGUGCAUUGGGCAGGCAGUCGCUGUAUGUGAAGUUCGAUCCAUUAGUGAAGGGAGCAGAGAGUCCAGCUAUCUUGAAGAACAAGCAGCUGCAGUCUGUAGCAGAGUCUGGCAAUGAUGACCUGCUGUGUAUGAACACUCCUCCCCUUGCUAAAGUUCAGCAAAGACUUGGAAACAAACACCCCGCUGCUCGAGUUUUGGAACACAGCUUGGAAGAGGAGGAGGACAGGGAGCACCACCAGGCUGUGGAUAAACUGCUGGCAUUCAGCCCUCCAGCUCCAGAGAAGCCUACUGUGUCAGAACCCCAAAGCACACUGAGUAGCCAUGAGCUGACGCAGACAUGGGUCAAUCACAUGCCUCGCCUGACCUCAGAGAUGGACGACUCAGCUGUGCUUUCCCAAGAUUCCUUGGAUUGUAUGAGUAUGAGUUGGUCGCAGGAAAAUGGCCGACCCGAUAGCCCUUUACAGUUUGACCAUGAGGAGGUGGUGCGCAUCAGCUGUGACCCUGAUCAGCUGAGUGACAGUGGUUUGCAAGACAGCUCACAUUCAGAGACAGCCGACACCAUGGGCUCGUCAGAGGGAAUGGGCACCGAUGCCAUAGUACAGGUGCUCAAGUAUUCCCAGGCCGAGUGGAACACAAAGAAACAAGAGAUGGAGUUGGACUUCCAGGCACGCCUGCUGGCCAAGGAGAGAACCUGGGACAAAAAGCUGCAGGAACAGAAAAAAGAGACAGAAAAGAAACAGAAAGAAAAUCAAAAACUGCAGGAACAGAUAGAACAGCUGCAAGCCAGCAACAAAGAAAUGGGAUCUAUUGUUGCAGAAUUUGAGAAGACAAUAUCUCAAAUGAUCUCUGAGAAGAAUGUGUCCAAAGAGUCUGUUGAUGAUGUGUUAAAAGAGAGAGACCAGGCAGUAGAAGACCUGCAGUCAGUGGAGGCCGCCUUCUCUGACCUGCACAGGAGAUAUGAGAAGACAAAAGAAGCAGUCACAGCAUUUAAAAAGAAUGAACAAGUUUUGAAGAAGUGUGUCACAGACUACCAAGAACGCUUGAAAGCAGAAGAACAGAAAUAUCAGACAGUCAAGGCACAGGCAGAGGAAAAAUUGGAAACAGCCAAUAACAUGGUGGAAGACAUUCGUAAGACCACCUCGGCAGAGAUUGCCACUCUGCAGUUAGCUCUGAAGAAAGCAGAACUAAGGGCACAGAGCAUAGAAGAGAGUUAUGAGCAGAAGGUGAGAGAAAAUAAAGAGCUAGCAGCCAUCUGUGAUGAACUUAUAGCGAAAGUAGGCGGCUCAAACUAAAACUGAAGUCUUGCCAAUGUGACCAGGUGAUAGAUAAGCUGGUAAAAAAACUGGCAGAAAGCUCAGAAAAAAAAGAGAGAGGGAUGGAAAGGACUGCAUUGCAGAUUGAUAAAACUGGAAUAAAUUUGACCAAUUGGGAAAAAUUGAAUUAAACCAGCCAGGGAUAUUUUCUGUGAGGCGAAAGAAAUUGGUGAAUGUCUUCACCAGAUAGGAUUUCCAAUAUUCAAUGGCAGGAUAUGAAGGAAUUUAUCUGAGUAAAAAAAAAAA